Molecule: messenger RNA, 687 nt
Organism: Procambarus clarkii (red swamp crayfish)
Lineage: Eukaryota; Metazoa; Arthropoda; Malacostraca; Decapoda; Cambaridae
Source: RefSeq, a predicted model, not a curated record
AUGCCGCCUCAACAAAGACCCAACAAAAUUGAUUCACAGUCGCAUCAGGAGGAAAACAUCAGUUAUGGAACACAUGAUGUAACUGAGGACAGGACAGGGAAGGACUCACUCACUAAGUCUCCGCACGGUGGAGGAGCAGCCAGUGUGGAGCGCGAGGCCCGGCUGGGUGUGGCCCGGGGCACGGCUCCGCACGGUGGAGGAGCAGCCAGUGUGGAGCGCGAGGCCCGGCUGGGUGUGGCCCGGGGCACGGCUCCGCACGGUGGAGGAGCAGCCAGUGUGGAGCGCGAGGCCCGGCUGGGUGUGGCCCGGGGCACGGCUCCGCACGGUGGAGGAGCAGCCAGUGUGGAGAGCGAGGCCCGGCUGGGUGUGGCCCGGGGCACGGCUCCGCACGGUGGAGGAGCAGCCAGUGUGGAGAGCGAGGCCCGGCUGGGUGUGGCCCGGGGCACGGCUCCGCACGGUGGAGGAGCAGCCAGUGUGGAGAGCGAGGCCCGGCUGGGUGUGGCCCGAGGCACGGCUCCGCACGGUGGAGGAGCAGCCAGUGUGGAGCGCGAGGCCCGGCUGGGUGUGGCCCGGGGCACGGCUCCGCACGGUGGAGGAGCAGCCAGUGUGGAGCGCGAGGCCCGGGCGCACACUGGAGACGAGGCCGGAAGUGGAACAAAACAGCUUGUGAGGAGUAACGAGGCGUGA